Messenger RNA from Pocillopora meandrina, 339 nucleotides. The record is from the annotation of a GenBank genome assembly. NCBI's taxonomy places the organism in Eukaryota, Metazoa, Cnidaria, Anthozoa, Scleractinia, Pocilloporidae.
AUGGGAGAGGUACAUGGCCGUAAAAUGUUGGAAGGACUACAGGGAAAAGUAACAAAACGUCUCCUUCAAAAACUCGGGGCCAUUGCUUGGCUGUUGGCAAUCCUCAUACUGGUUCCAACCAUUGCGAUUAUCAUCGUUGGUGCAGAUCAAACAGUUCUCGGUGGAUGGCUUGCAGUUGGAAGUAUUCUGGUUAUGGGUUGUUUGUUCGCCAUUGUAUAUUUUUACAUCAUGGUGUUCCUCGGAGUACAGAAGCGAAAGCAAAACCAAACUAACCAGGUUACUAUCAUGAUGAAAGCAAAACUCGAAUCUAAAGUUGCCAAGACUGAACUGGUUUAUUAA